Molecule: messenger RNA, 1570 nt
Organism: Formica exsecta
Lineage: Eukaryota; Metazoa; Arthropoda; Insecta; Hymenoptera; Formicidae
Product: GATA zinc finger domain-containing protein 14-like
Exons: 2
Coding region: 34-1320 (428 amino acids)
Source: RefSeq, a predicted model, not a curated record
AUUCAAGUACGAGACGAUAAUAGCGAGAUUGCCAUGAUCGCGAGUUUAGUAAUGCUGCUCGCCGGCUUGUGCGGCAAUAGUGCAUCACCAACGGGGACAGCACACAUGAUGGUCUCUAAGAUGAGAAUAGCCGAUCUCGAGACCUCAGCCGGGGGAUAUGCGUACAAUCAGCAAACGGGCCAUCCGGUUUCGUACAUGCGAUACACCAAUCACGGAAGCGGACGUUACUACAAUGCACCGACGCCGGUACAUUACGUCGCCGGUAGUUCUGCACCUGUUGCGCCCGCCGUUUCUGAAACUGCAUCGUCGCACGAACCCGUUCUGCUCGCAUAUGCGACUGCGAAGCGCCAAAUUGUACCGUACGCGUCGCGCCAGCCUUACCCUCACGGCGGAUUCAUUAAUUAUGGCACGGAUCAAUUAGCGAAAUACGCUCAACCGCUUGAGCCGCCUAAGCCCGCUGCUCGCGCGCCGUAUUACACGCCGGGCGUAUUUAAAUCAGACAGAACGGACGCAGACACUGUUAAAAGAAGCGAUAAUAAGGAGAAUGAGGAGAAUGAAAAAGAUUAUUAUGACAACGAUGACGAGAAUAAUGAUGACGAUAAAGAAGACGAUAAAGGUCACGUGACGGAGAAUCACGAGAAAGCAGUUGAUUUUAUAGCAACCCAUCCUUUUCACGAUUCCGACAACCCUCGGCCAAAUAUCGACGUUUCGCUUAAACUCGGCGAAAAGUAUUCCGCCGCGCAGAAUUUUGCUCAUGGAGAAAAGGGUGACAAAGGGUACAACAAACGAAUGGAAUUUGACGUGGGUGAACGCGUGCAGCAUGAUAAAAACAGGCAACAAGAACAUUAUGAUAUUGAAAGUGAGAACAAAAAAGGGUACAGCGACACGGCCGGAAAUUAUGGACGCUACGAUGAAACUGAGAAUGGCGAGAAGGGUAGCAGCUAUGGGCAAACAUCGUACCACAAAAAGGGCCAAAAAACCAGCGGCUUUCAUAAAGUUUACCACAAGGAUGAAUAUAAAAAGCAUACCGAUUUCUAUGACGAAAGCCACAAGAAAGGUUAUUUCGACAAGCACGUUGCUACUGACGAACAUCAUAAUGCUAACGAGGGUAAUUUCAAGAAAGGUGGACAUCAUGAAUCCAAGUUUGAUCAUCAAACUAGUGGAAAGAAAGCAUUUCGUGAUAAAGAGCAUAUACAAAAUCGCGAUCAGGGUUAUAAUAAGGAAAAAGGCGAAAAUUCUUAUCAUAAUAAUUAUGAGGAUUAUGGCUCCGAUGCAGGCACAGGUUUGAUUAGGCAGCAUAAAUAUGAAGAAGCUAGUUAACACUAUUAAUUAAUAUCGCAGACUAUUUAAUGCUAAUGUAAUUUAUCUUUUGUUUUAUAUAUCGAUUAUAGACAUAAUAAAAUGAAAAAAAAAUUAUAAACGAAUAUUUUGAUGAAAUAAAUUUUCGGUCCAUUAUAAACAAGUAUUGGCAGUGUCGAUUGAAUAAUGCUUAUAACAAAAUUAUAUUUUAUAAUUAAAAACAAACAUUGCAAAUAUAAUUAUAAAAUAAAUUUUGAGAAUAAAUGUAGUU